Chroicocephalus ridibundus (black-headed gull) is the source of this 378-nucleotide messenger RNA. Its product is annotated as feather keratin Cos1-1/Cos1-3/Cos2-1-like. Gene Ontology annotation, cellular component: intermediate filament. Gene Ontology annotation, molecular function: structural constituent of cytoskeleton. NCBI's taxonomy places the organism in Eukaryota, Metazoa, Chordata, Aves, Charadriiformes, Laridae. The record is from RefSeq and is a predicted model, not a curated record. Bases 64 to 378 code for a protein of 104 amino acids. The transcript is spliced from 2 exons.
AGCCAGCCCAACUCCUUGUUCUCCCAUCCACUUCUUUCUCCUCCUUCCCCUUGGGAACCAGUCAUGUCCUGCUAUGACCAGUGUCAGCCCUGCCAACCCUGCCGGCCCUGUGGCCCGACCCCACUGGCCAACAGCUGCAAUGAGCCCUGUGUCAGGCAGUGCCAGAACUCCACUGUCGUCAUCCAGCCCUCCCCUGUGGUGGUGACCCUGCCUGGCCCCAUCCUCAGCUCCUUCCCGCAGAACACUGUUGUGGGAUCCUCCACCUCUGCUGCCAUUGGCAGCAUCCUCAGCUGUGAUGGAGUGCCCAUCACCUCUGGGUGCUGUGACCUCUCUGGCAUUUCCAGCCGCUACUAUGGCAGAAGGUGCCCCCCCUGCUAA